AAAUAUUAAUUAUUAAAUAAGUAAAGAAUUAGCAAACUAUACAUUUUCAUUAAGUCCUAUUCAAUUGAUUUAACAUAUACAUUUAAUUUUUACUACUGCCCGUCUACGUAAUUUAUUUCAAAAUGACAGAAAACAAAGAAACCAAAGAAACAAAAUUUAAAGAAUUGGUAUCCUACAGUGAACCAGCCCUUCGUAAUAAUUCAUCAGUUGUUGAAUACUGUCGUACUUCAAUGUCUGCCUUAUCUGGGUGUACUGCUGGCAUUCUCGGUUUAACUGGACUAUCUGGAUUUGUAUUCUACAUAUUUUCCGUUUUAGCAUUAUGGGGUUUGUUAUUGUUCAAAGCAGGAAACUUAUGGCAAAAAUAUUUCCUCAAUAGACAUAGUCUAUUAACAGGAGGGUUUUUCAGUGGACUUUUUACAUAUGUAUUAUUUUGGACAUUUUUAUAUGGUAUGGUACACGUUUAUUAAUUUAUUUUU
This is a messenger RNA of Rhopalosiphum maidis (corn leaf aphid), 476 nucleotides long. RefSeq names its product ER membrane protein complex subunit 6 (gene EMC6). Gene Ontology annotation, cellular component: EMC complex; endoplasmic reticulum; membrane. The transcript is spliced from 5 exons. NCBI's taxonomy places the organism in Eukaryota, Metazoa, Arthropoda, Insecta, Hemiptera, Aphididae. The record is from RefSeq and is a predicted model, not a curated record. Bases 123 to 467 code for a protein of 114 amino acids. Gene Ontology annotation, biological process: protein folding in endoplasmic reticulum; autophagosome assembly.